UUGAAGUGCCGCAAGCCAAGGUUUAGGGUUUAGGGUUCUAGAAGAAUCGCGCCCCGCGCCCUCCCCGCAUUCUCUCCAUCUCCUCGCUGCGGCGGCGCUACAGCAGCAAUGGCGUUCAUGUCGCGGCUGGGCGGUUCUUUGAAAGGUGCGCUCAAGCCAAACAGAUUAGCAGCCGCUGCGCUUCCGGCGACAUACACCUUGAGCCGCGGGUUUUCGUCCAAGCUCUUUAUCGGCGGUCUUGCCUGGGGCACCGAGGAGAGAGGGUUGCGAGACGCGUUCAGUCCCUUUGGAGAGAUUAUAGAAGUGAGAGUCAUCCAGGAUCGAGAGACUGGACGCUCAAGAGGAUUUGGUUUCGUGAGCUACAUUACCGAUCAAGAGGCACAAAAGGCUAUGGAAGCCAUGGACGGAAGGGUCUUGGAUGGUCGCACGAUCCGGGUGAAUUACGCGACGCAGAGGCAGCCCGGUAGCUUUGGCGGCGGCGACGGUGGUGGCUACGGUGGAGGCUACGCCAGCGGUGGCGGGGCAUACGGCGGUGGCGGCUUUGGAGGUGGCGGCGAGGGAGGCCUCGAGACAACCAGUGACGCUCCUCCUGAAGAGGAAGAACAGAGAGCUCCUAUCACCGGCGGUGGCUAUGGAGUGACCACCGGUGGAUUGGGCGCGGCGGCAAGUGGAAUGGAAGCUCCUCCUUCGCAGCCAUCGCCAGGCUAUGGAGUCACGACCGGGGGCUAUGGCGGCGGCUAUGGAGAUUCAUCCUCGAGCUCCGGUGGUGGCGGCUAUGGAGUCUCAAGUAACUCGACCGAGGAAGAAUCCAGAGGCUAUGGUGUAGGUAGUGGUGGUUUCUAGUUUCUAGUUAUGUGUUCUCUCUAUAAUUUAGAGCGGUGGUGCUUAAGUUUGAAUUUAAACAGCGUAUAUUCUCUGGGGUUUAAA
Selaginella moellendorffii is the source of this 927-nucleotide messenger RNA. RefSeq names its product glycine-rich RNA-binding protein 4, mitochondrial. Gene Ontology annotation, molecular function: RNA binding. The record is from RefSeq and is a predicted model, not a curated record. The transcript has 5 exons. The coding region runs from base 109 to 843 and encodes 244 amino acids. Lineage: Eukaryota; Viridiplantae; Streptophyta; Lycopodiopsida; Selaginellales; Selaginellaceae.